AUGGGCGAGCAAUUCGGCUUCACUCUUAGCGGAUAUAAGCCCGACAAACCACGGUCUCGCGUGCAAAAAACCAUUUCAGAGCGACGAAAAUCUGAAAAUACUCGGGAUCAGUUGGAGCCCCGCGUCGGAUGUUUUUUCGUUUCGUGUGCAAAUCAUCGGCGACUGCCCGCGGUCAAAGCGACUUAUUAUUAUAUCCUUUCGACCAUAGCAAAAUUAUUCGACCCGCUCGGCUGGGUAACUCCUGUAACGAUAAAGGCAAAGAUUUUCUUACAACUAUUGUGGCGUCUUAAAGCCGAUUGGGACGACGAAAUUCCGGAAGAGCUUUUCGAUAAAUGGCGCACCAUUUACCAUCACCUUACCGAAUUGAAUAAUCUCGAGCUUCCUCGCUGGAUAGGAACCGACGCGACCGCGACUCUCUCGGAGAUUCACGGAUUUGCCGAUGCAUCGUCAGUCGCCUACGCCGCUGUAGUCUACCUUAAAACUGUCUCGAAAUCCGGUAAGAUCACAAUCUCUCUCUUAACAGCGAAAUCUAAAGUCGCACCCGUAAAACCUCUGAGCAUACCCCGACUCGAGUUGUCAGCCGCGGUCCUUCUGUCCAGAUUGAUCUGUUUUGUUCAAUGCUCGCUUCGAGUUGAGAUUUCGCGUUGUGUCUGUUGGACCGACUCGACCAUUGUACUCGCGUGGCUCAAGCAGCAUCCAUCACAGUGGAAAACAUUCGUAGCAAAUAGAGUCAGCGAAGUUCAGGCUAAUGUUCCGGCCGCAUCUUGGCCCCAUGUGCCAACGCAGGAUAAUCCGGUCGACUGCGCAUCGCGUGGAUUGCUCGGCCGGGACUUGAAAGGGUUCAAGUUAUGGUGGCAAGGGCCGAACUGGUUACGGUGUUCGCCGGACAAUUGGCCGAAUAACGUCGCCACCGCUCAUUCCGAUGUAGAAAUGGAGCACAAAAGAGAGUUGUGCAUUCCGCUAUCCCGCUCCCGGAAUGGGACCUCAUAG
Messenger RNA from Vollenhovia emeryi, 990 nucleotides. RefSeq lists its product as uncharacterized. The transcript has a single exon. The record is from RefSeq and is a predicted model, not a curated record. The coding region runs from base 1 to 990 and encodes 329 amino acids. Lineage: Eukaryota; Metazoa; Arthropoda; Insecta; Hymenoptera; Formicidae.